Messenger RNA from Torulaspora delbrueckii, 4533 nucleotides. RefSeq names its product type I sorting receptor (gene PEP1). The transcript has a single exon. The record is from RefSeq and is a predicted model, not a curated record. Gene Ontology annotation, biological process: protein targeting to vacuole; Golgi to vacuole transport; Golgi to endosome transport. Lineage: Eukaryota; Fungi; Ascomycota; Saccharomycetes; Saccharomycetales; Saccharomycetaceae. Gene Ontology annotation, molecular function: protein binding. Bases 1 to 4533 code for a protein of 1510 amino acids. Gene Ontology annotation, cellular component: membrane; Golgi apparatus.
AUGCAUUUGAUUGGAGUGGUAUGUGCCCUGUUUGUGGCAGUUUGCUAUGGUGAGCAGUUUCAACCAAAGGUUGAUAAAGUUUCUGGUGCUGAUAGUUACAAUUUACAAGCGUUUGAUGAUUCUACUACGCUGUUAAGAUCCCUUAAUAAGAAAAUCUCUAUUAGUAGUGAUAAUGGUGUUACAUGGAAGUCUGUGAAGGGUGUUAAAAGCCAUAUUGCUCGCAUUGAUCCGUUCCAUAGUCAUACGAGAGCAUUUGCCCCAUCUACGGAGGAUCUGGGGACUAUCUAUUAUACGGACGACACAGGUAACUCCUGGGAUGAAAUGACUAUAGAGUUGCCACCCGACAAGGAGUUUAAUGGGGUGCCUUGUCACAUUGUUACCCAUCCUAAGGAGAAGGAUUAUUUACUAGCAUCUUGUUUUGUUUGUGAUAAGGAGUUCGAGGAUGAAGAUGAAGAACUGGAACAAUCCUGUGUGAUGUCCUCGUAUAUUUCUGCUGAUGGAGGGAAAAAAUUUAGAUCGGUGGAUGAAGAGUUUACAGCAGAUGUGGAUUGUAAGUUCGCCUUUGACAAGUCUGUGAUUUGUUUACAAACGCAGGCGGGCACUAGUGCGGCGCAAUCGAAAUUAUCCUACACUGAGGACUUUGGUGUUUCCUUUUCUGAGUUUAAGGAUUUCGAAGGCUCCAUGGUGAGUUCCUUCAACGUUCUUAACUCGUACAUUGUUGCGUUCACUCUAGAAGAUAAGUUUAAUGCCCAUUCGAACAAAAAUCUUUGGGUUUCAUCUGAUGGUAAAUCUUUCAAGAAGGCAUACAUGCCCACACAAUUAAGAGAUGCUCAGUUUUUUUAUAUCUUUGAAGAUGCUUUUGGUAGAAUCUUCUUGCCUAUCAUGGCCGCAGGCGCUGAAAGAGCUUCUGAAGUGAUCGUAUCGGACUCACAGGGUCUGAAAUUUUCUCCUGUGCCAUGGAGUACAGAUAAUGCCAAUGGCUGGACCAAUAUGGUACAGCUCAAAUAUCUUAAGGGAACCUUGCUAGCUGAGUUUUAUGGAUCCACAUUGGCUGAUAAGAAAGUGCCACAAUCAGAGACGAAAAUAUCAUUUGAUGGGGGUUAUUCUUGGCAAAAUUUGAAAGUGGUCGAUCCAGAUAACAAGAACAAAUACCCUUGUGAUAUCGAAGACGUGGAAAACUGUUCUCUACACACCAUCUCAAUGCGUGACGACUCAAACGUUCCUACUCCGGGUAUCAUGAUGAAGAUGGGGUACGUUAGCAAUGGUGAAGACAAGAAUUUUGAUGACAUGGGGAUGUUUAUAACUACUGAUGGUGGCCAUUCAUGGCGAAAGACACUCGAUUUCCCAGCUCUUUAUGCGUAUGGUGAUUUUGGUAACAUUUUGAUUGCUUGUCCCUUCGAUCCAGAAGGAGAUGGAGAUCCAGAAUCAGAAUUUUAUUAUUCUCUCGAUCAAGGAAAUACGUGGACAGAGUAUCAAUUCGAAUCCCCUGUUAUGCCUCAAGAAUUAGUCUCUACUACUCCCGAUGGAUCAGGGCUAAACUUUGUCCUAAGAGGUUAUCAGUCAGGUGGCAGAGCUAAGAGAGAAAAGAAUAUGCUUUACGCAAUCGAUUUCAAUGAAGCAUUCGAUGGGGAAAAAUGUAAAGACGACGAUCUCGAGGAGUUCCUUGUCGCAGAGGGCGAAUGCAUCAAUGGUGCAAAGUACAAGUACAGCAGAAGAAAAGCUGAUGCUGAAUGUCUGAUUCGCCAGCCAUUUGUAGACUUGGAGAGUAAGGAAGAGAUUUGCCCUCAAUGUACUGACAAGGAUUACGAAUGUGCGUUCGAAUUCGGUAGAACGUCUGACAACAAGUGUGAACCUGACUACCAGUUAUUGGCACUCUCUGCGAAAUGCAAAGAAUCUUCGCAAAAGAAUUUGGAAAUGGAACCAAUGCAACUAACAAAGAACAACAAGUGUUUGAGAAAGUUAGACGUUUCACCUGUGAAAAUUACCUGUGGAGCUAUUUCAGAACCACAGUCUGAUGGAGGUAGUAUUACGGUUAAAGAAAAUCAGUUUGAUUCGAACAUCAUUUUCUACCAGUAUUUUGAGACAAUGGCGGAUGAAACUGUGAUAAUUGGGACAAUGAAGAGCGAUGUCUAUGUGUCACACGAUUCCGGUCAAACAAUUAAGAAAUUCGACAUAGAUGACAAGAUCAUUGAAGUAAUUUUCAAUCCUUAUUUCAACUCAUCGGCUUACCUCUUUGGCGCUAGUGGAACACUUUACGUAACGAAAGACAGAGGUAAUUCUUUCCAUGAGACAAAAUUGCCACGUUCACGCCAGCUUGGUUUCCCUCUAGAGUUUAGUGCUAAGGAUGAGAACACAUUCAUCUACUAUGGUGGAAGAGACUGUGAUUCGAUGUUCAACCCAGAAUGUCACGCUGUCGCCUAUAUCACCACAGAUGGUGGCCAAACUUUUGAAGAAUUAUUGAAUAACGCGAUUCACUGUGAAUUUGUUGGUUCUCUUUACAAGUACCCAUCUGAUGAAAAGUUGAUCUUUUGCCAAGUGAAGGAGAAAAACUCACUAAAAAGAACUCUAGUCGCUUCCAGAGAUUUCUUUGUCAAUGACAAGAGUGUCCUAUUCGACAGUAUUAUUGGUUACAUGUCUACUGGUGAGUUUACCGUUGUUGCCAUUCCACACGAUAACGGAGAGCUACGUGCAUACGUUACCGUGGACGGUAAGGAGUUUGCGGAGGCAAAGUUUCCUCAGGAUGCAACUGCAGAAAGACAAGAAGCUUUCACCAUCCUUGGCACCCAAACAGGAUCGAUCUUUCUACAUUUGUCCACUAAUAAUAGACCUGGAGGCGAGUUUGGCGUACUAAUGAAAUCGAAUUCUAACGGCACGUCAUUUGUUACUUUGGAACGGGCUGUGAACAGAAAUCAACAAGGUAUGGUAGAUUUCGAAAAAGUUCAAGGUUUGGAAGGUAUUAUCAUGGUAAACACCGUUGGUAAUCGUGACGAAGUGUUGAAUGCUGGAGAAGGUAAAAAGUUGAAAUCCAAAAUUACAUUUAAUGAUGGCUCUGACUGGUCAUUUAUUCAACCACCACGGAAAGAUUCUGAAGGCAAAAGUUAUUCUUGCAGCAAAUCUUUAGAGAAAUGUUCUCUCCAUUUACACAGUUACUCCGAAAGAACAGACAUCAGAGACACCUCCUCUUCUGGCUCAGCAAUCGGUAUGCUCAUUGGAGUGGGGAAUGUUGGUGAGUACUUGCUCCCAAAAGAUGAGUGCUCCACUUUCUUCAGCUCUGAUGGGGGUGAGAGUUGGACCGAGAUAAAAAAGGGACCUUACCAGUGGGAAUACGGUGAUCACGGAGGCAUUCUGGUCUUGGUCCCUGAAAAUGUCGCGACCGAUACCUUAACUUACUCUACCGAUGCUGGCAAGUCCUGGAAGGAUUACAAAUUUACCGAGCAGAAAACUAUUGUUCAAGAUAUCAUUACUGUUCCGGGAGAUUCGGUCUUGAGAUUUUUACUGAUUUCCCAAUCAACAUCUGUCAAGGGAGGAAGCACCAAGACAUUUUCAAUUGAUUUCACCGGCAGUUUUGCUAGGCAAUGCACUUUCAAUCCCGACGACCCUGCUACUGAUGAUUUCGACUAUUUAUCUCUGGGAGACUUUGGAACGGAAUGUUUAUUUGGUCACCAAGCAGAAUACUUGAAAAAGAUCAAUUACGAUUGUUACGUCGGUAAUGUUCCUGUGUCUGAAUUCCAUCGUAUCACUAAGAACUGCUCAUGUACUAGAAAAGAUUUUGAGUGUGACUACAAUUUUCAAAAGGCAAACGACGGCACAUGUAAGCUCGUUGAGGGAUUGACACCAGCAGAUCCCUCGGAUAUUUGCAAAAAAUCAGAUGCCAUCGAGUUUUAUGAACCUUCUGGUUAUAGAAAGAUUCCUCUAUCCACUUGUGAAGGUGGAUUGAAACUUGAUACAGCAUCUGCUCCACAAGCAUGCCCAGGAAAAGAAGAUGAAUUCAAGAAAAAAUACAAUGUUGGAGGUUUCCCAUUUUUCUCUCUCUUCUUCGUACCUUUCGUCAUUUUUGUGCUCAUUGCAUGGUUUGUUUACAUACGUGGGAUUCGGAGAAACGGUGGGUUUGCGAGAUUUGGUGAGAUUAGAUUGGGAGACGAAUCCCUGAUUGAGAAUAAUGGAACCGACAAGGCUGUCAAUUUUGUUGUGAGAUCAGGCCUAUACGCUGUUUCAGGCCUCUUUGCGGGAUACCAGCUGGCUAAACGUUCGGCCUCAAACGCAAUUGUGAAAGUGAGUGAGAAAUUUGGCAGAAGAACAGGGCCGACUUACUCUUCACUACUGCACGAUCAGUUCUUGGACGAUGCAGAUGAUUUACUGGAAGGACACGACGAGGACGCUAAUGACCUAGGAAGCUUUUUGGAAAAUGAAGGCAAUUUCGAAAUUGACGACGAAGAAAACCCAUCUAACACUACCACUCAUCAGCCGUAUUCAGACGAUGUCGCUCCAGCUCAAGAAGCUGAUACCACCAACGACAGUGACGAGGAUAACUAA